AUGGUUAUCUACGUACUUCUACCCAUAGGGUCUGAGAAUCGAUGUGCAGUAACGCCUACGAAGUUAUAUAAAAUAUUAAAAAAGUGUGCCGGAUCAGUGAAUGGAUUUAUUCUGAAAAAUGACGUUGGUGGAUGUAAACCAUGUCCUGCUGUUCCAAAUUGUGCACCACUAUCAAGAAAAUAUUGUGUUGUAAAGAGGAGACCAUGUGGAUGUUGUGAUGAAUGUGCUGGAAGACAUAAGGAUCCUUGUGAUCGCUAUUCAGUUCCAUGUGACGACCAGUUUGAAUGUGUAAAUGAUAAAGGCUAUGGUUUAAAACAUAUUGAAAAUGAUUUAGAUUUUCACGGUGUUUGCAGGUUCAGAGCAAGAAAGGGCCAGUUUCCAUAUAUAUCUCGAAGAUCCAGGCCAUAUAUUAUUAAAGGAUAA
Molecule: messenger RNA, 423 nt
Organism: Lottia gigantea (owl limpet)
Lineage: Eukaryota; Metazoa; Mollusca; Gastropoda; Lottiidae
Exons: 4
Coding region: 1-423 (140 amino acids)
Source: RefSeq, a predicted model, not a curated record